AUGAGUGUUGUGAAUGGUUUGGGAGGUAUAGGGUUGGGGGGGGGUGUGAUAUUGGGGUUUAAUGGGUAUAUGAGUGGGGGUUUAGUGCGGGGGUGGGUGGGGUGGGGAAUGGGUUUUAUGGUGUGUGUUGGGAUUAGGUUGGGGGGGGGGGGAUGGGGGUGGGGUAUUGGGGUGGGGGAUGAGGUGGGGGGGGGUGGGGGAUUAGGGUUGUGUGGGGGGGGGGGGGGGGGUAGGUGUUUUUGGGGGGAUUGGGGGGGGGGGGGGGUAGGGGGGGGGGUUUUGGGGGGGGGGUGUGGGGGGUGGGGGGUGGGGGGUGGUGUAUGGGGGGGUUGGUGGGGGGGGGGGGGUUAUGGGGUGUUAUAUGUGGUGUGGGUGUGGGUGGGGGGGGGGAGGGGGGGUGGUUAUAGGGGGGGGUUUGUUGUGGGGGGGGUAGGGGUGUUAUUGGGUGGUGGGGGGGGGUUGAGGUGGGUGGGGUAUUGGGGGUAG
Molecule: messenger RNA, 486 nt
Organism: Knipowitschia caucasica
Lineage: Eukaryota; Metazoa; Chordata; Actinopteri; Gobiiformes; Gobiidae
Source: the annotation of a GenBank genome assembly